CUAGCUUUCCUGACAUUUAAAAGUACCUGGCAUCUCUGCAUAUCACUUUUUUCGUUCUCUUCCAACUUGGGGUUGCAAAGACCCCAUUUUGUUUCUUAUUCACAUAAAUAAUUUAAUAUUGUUUGAAAUUUUCUUCGUUUUAUGAUUAAAUCUGAUUGUACACUAGCUGUAGGAAAAAUCAUGUCCCAAUCAUCACAACGCGAAAAUCAAGUCGCUUCGGCAGUGCUCGCAACCGCAGCGGUCGCUGGUGCAAUUUACGGCUUCAAAAAAUUGUUCGAGAGUUUUGCAGGUCCGAGUCCACUUCCUAACCAAGUGACAGAUCCACUUCCUAAUCAAACGACAAACUCACUUCCUAACCAAACGAUCCAGAUAGUAACAAAUUCCAAUGAAUGCGUACGCGCAGUUAAUACCUUACGAGCGCAUUGCCAGGAACAGCGAAUUCUUGGGUUCGAUUGUGAGUGGGUAAGCGAUCAAGGCGAGCACCACCCUGUGGCCCUCAUGCAGUUAGCAUCGCAUCGUGGAUUCUGCGCCCUGUUUCGACUGUUCGAGAUGUGGCCUGUUCCAGCACAACUGCGCGAUCUUUUGGAUGAUCCAAGUAUUCUGAAAGUCGGUGUCGCUCCGGACGAGGAUGCAAAGUUAUUGAAGACUGAUUACAAUUUGACGGUAGCAAGCAUACUGGAUAUACGACACCUGGCGAAGAAGAUUGAUUUUCCGCCGCCAUACGGGUUGGGUGAUUUGGCUGAAAAUGCGUUGGGGUUCACGAUGGAUAAAGACUGGCGUAUCAGGGCGUCUAACUGGGAGAGAUCGGAAUUAACUGAUCGGCAGAUUAAGUAUGCAGCAAACGAUGCACAUGUAGCGGUGGAACUGUUUGAAGUAUUUGCUAAACGGUUGGUUGCACGAGGAAUGUUGACUUCACGAAGAGACUGGCUAGAGAAGGUGAUAGAGGAAAUAAAUUUUUACAUCGAUCAGCCAUUUCGGGCUACAACACACCUAAUGGACAAGGCUAGAACAAAAAAUUAAUUAAACCUUUAAAUGCGCAACAUUGCGAAAAACUUCUUAGAAUAAUCGUAGUAACGUAUUGAAACUAAUAUAGAGAAUUUUUACGAAAUUUACAGCAAAAAUCUAUUUGCGCCUUUUUGGGUUAAAACCAGUGUAAACAUUCAAGUUAUGCGUUUUUCCUAUAUUUAAUCAUAUUUUUACUAAUAUUUUAAUUUACAUUUCUGAUUCAAUAUAUUGGGUGUUCGGUUACAAGUAUGUAAUGACUUUUCAUCCAGUACCCUCUCGUACGCUGCCUGCAUUGACGGUAGUUGCAAACAUCGUCAAGCAAGAAGUGAUAUAGUGCUAAGUAUGACCACAACACAUUAGUAUUUUCAACUGCGGAGAUGGGCACUCGACCCGCAGCAGGAAGUGCCCCAAAUUUGCAGAGGAGGAACAGAUCACCAAGAUCAGAAUCGACAAAAACUUGACUUUCUCUGAGGCUAGAGCUCUAGUAACUAAACGGCAACAAGGCCCUAGCUACGCGAGCAUUGCCGAAGGAAACACCAAGGAUGACGGACGGGACACAGUAAUAGCCCAUUUACAAAAGGAGUUAGCAACUCUAAAGGAAAGCAUGGUCCAAGAGAAAAGCAAAGAUCGGACAAUUAAUUACCUGAAAGAACAAUGCGCCAAACAACAAAAACAGCGGCCUCUGCAGAAAUAGCAAAACUGCGUAAUGCUGUCACCGAGCUCCACCGAAAGUCGUCUAUUCACUCCCGUGAGAACACUCCCUCUGACGAUACUGCUUCCACGGGAACAAAGCCCAAGAAAGGAAAGUUCAUCAAACCAGCCCCCGUAACCGUAACACCCGUUGGUCUGUCCAACCAAGCAGAGCUUAGGAGAUCCAACCGCCAGAAAGAGAAAGACACUAGGAAGACCAACACUGACAAAUCUAGAAUCCCCAACCCCAAAACUAUCCCCGACAUAACACUGCCUUCGCCUAUCAUGGACUCUUCCAUGUCCUGGUCACGCUCCAGCUCAUCAAUAUCACUCAACACGCUAUGUCAAGACUUUGACGUUGACUACUCGAACCUCAUCUCUGAAUAAACCCAACAACACUCAAUCCAGCAAGCAGAAAACAACAAUAGCAACAGCAUUCAACAGUCGAAACCAAACAAACAAUCCUCCCGCGUCGACUCUGACCGGGGACAUUCCGGGUUCUCCCGAUACACCCCCUGCGGCUGUCGGCGCGGGCCCGGGUUUUACCCAGGCAAGUACCUCCAGACUAAAUCCAACAGCCAACAACCGACUGCCCCCAAAUCUUUUCAGCCAAUAUCCGCCAGGCGGCACUCCGCCGCCAACCAUCGAAACAGAGCAACAAUCCGUCACCUGACCCGUUGCUUUGGCUAAGAGCAAAUAAAUCUAAUAAAGAAUCGACCCCCAAUAGACUGGACCACAGCCACACCAACAUUCGGCUCCGCAACCUAAGCCCUGUCGCCGGUUGCUCCUGGCACCCAGUUCAUGUCCGCUACAGGAGCAGCGAUAUGAACGCUGGAAAUCGCUACAACUACACCGCAUUUACAGAAUCCGUGCACACGAAAUCAUAAUGGGACAGCACGAACAACAAAACCUGCACACCGUACAUGAAAAAAGACCCUUUCCCUGCGUCGCCCCCGACUCGGGAAGUUCCGGAGAUACUCGAUGAGUCCCGGACGGUUGCCGGCGCGGGGAACCCGGGGCCUUCCCGGGUAAGUUCCAACAGUACUGAUACUCGAUCGGAACCAUCUGUCGCACCUUAUCUUCCUUCAGGGUCCAGUACAAAACCAGCCACACUAACGUCAAAGCUCAAAGUCCACGAAGAAACCAUCAGACCUGAAGACGGUAACAACAAAACCUGCUCACCGCGCAGCAAAAAAAGCUCCCUCUCCGUGUCGCCCCCGACUCGAGAAGUGCCGGAGUCAUCCGAUGAGUCCCCAACGGUUGCCGGCACGGGGAACCCGGGGCCCUCCCGGGUAAGUUCCUACAACCUCAGAACCCAUCUGAACCCAACUGCUGUUGCCUCUACCUUUUCUCCAGAAACACCAACGACAGGCCAAAGACCCUCUGAACGCACACCCGCGGCGGACUCGUCACCACUCGUACCUCUAAUUUCCACACGACCCAUACAAAUGGUAUCUAGCAGAAGUCCGACCAGGAAUCGCUCCAGCACCAGUCCAACCCCACUACCCGACGGAACAAACUGCACACUGGCAAUCCAAUGGAACACCAACGGCCUAAGAGCAAACCUAGGAGACCUCCAACGCAUCAUUGCCCGCUCUGCGCCCAUCUGUCUUGCCAUCCAAGAGACACACAUAAAUCACACGGAUCCAUCACCUUGGUUCAGUUACCGUUACAUUUGGGAAUCAGCCAAAGGGUCGAACAUCUACCAGACGGUCGUUCUAGGAACCAGAGCUGACCUGCCGUCUGAGCCGGUAAAAUUUGACACCGACCUCAUUGUAGUGGGAAGAAAAAUCAACUUUCCCAUAAGUUGCACAGUAGCGUCUAUUUGCAUCCCUCAGGAAGUCAGUAACGUGGGAAAUAAAUUGCGGAAUCUCUUCAAGCAACUACACACCCCCUUCCUAUUAAUGGGUUACUUUAACGCCCACAGCGUGGGGUUCCAAAAGGUGUUUCCAUCGCGGUAAUGCCAUCAUCGAGGCCAUUGAAGAGAGCAACGCGGUAACGUUAAAUGACGGUAGUAUCACCUUCCUCCGGGGCCGAUCCACAUCCGACUUAGACUUAACCAUAUGUUCUAGAUCCAUUGCUGGAGCCUGCGGAUGGUCGGUUCUCGCCGAUACUGGAAACAGCGAUCACUUCGCAAUCGUAGUCUCCUCUGACCGGAUGCCCCCCUCUACGUUGCGGCGUCGUCGUUGGCUCUAUGAUCGGGCGGAGUGGCUCACAUACGAAGAUAACGUAUCGGAUGCACUCGAUCGAGACCGGGAUUAUCCACCAAACGAGCUUGUAAUGGUAAUGACACAGGCUGCAAAACUAUGCAUUCCCCGAACCAGCGGAGCACCACCAAAACGAGCGGUUCAUUGGUGGAACCCAGAAGUAGCGAGGGCAAUCAAAGAACGACGAAAAGCCUUCGAAAUCUUAAAAAUAUCCCCCUUGACCAUCAUCGAUGGGAUGAGGGAUCAGCGGAUUUUCGUCGCCUCAGGAACCAGGCCAGGCGGGCCAUCGAGAAAGCCAAGGAGGCCAGCUGGGCAUCUUUCCUAGACGGGAUCAGCUCCGAUUCGUCGACUGCGGAUCUGUGGAGAAGAGUCAAUGCCCUAAGCGGCAAAAGAAGGCUUCGCACUAACGGUCAACGGUACCACUACAGUUGAGCCCUCUGAAAUUGCUAAUGCAAUCGGUCAACACUUCGCCCUUCUUUCUGGGGACUCCUCCCUCCCACCUGCCUUCCUGAGAACGAAGAGGACAAUAGAAGCCACCCCUACAACAUUCAGAUAGCCAGGAUUACAACAAACCUUUCUCAGGAGUAGAACUGGCCACUGCACUGAGUACUGCAAAGGGCAACUCAGCGGGACUCGACAACGUUGGUUAUCCCCUGUUAAGGCAUUUACCCCCGGUUGGCAAGCGAGCACUCCUAAACGGAUUCAACAGGAUAUGGGAAGACGGAUCCUUCCCAGACAGCUGGAGAACCGCUCUCAUGAUUCCCAUUCCGAAGAAAUGCGAGGGAACCAGGAGCCCGAACGACUUCCGACCCAUCAGCCUUCUCCCCUGUAUUGGGAAGACGAUGGAAAGAAUGGUAAACAGACGCCUGAUAACAUUCUCGAGGAACAGGAGCUUCUCGACCAUCGACAGUUCGCAUUCCGUAAGGGACUCGGCACAGGAAUUCAUCUAGGCUGCCUCGGUGAAACAGUAAGUGACGCCAUAGCCAACGACCUGCAUGCGGACAUUGCCAUUCUUGAUCUCGCCAAGGCAUACAACACGGUAUGGCGUG
Messenger RNA from Topomyia yanbarensis, 4951 nucleotides. Its product is annotated as exonuclease 3'-5' domain-containing protein 2-like. The record is from RefSeq and is a predicted model, not a curated record. Gene Ontology annotation, cellular component: cytoplasm; nucleus. Gene Ontology annotation, molecular function: nucleic acid binding; 3'-5' exonuclease activity. Bases 2619 to 3656 code for a protein of 345 amino acids. Lineage: Eukaryota; Metazoa; Arthropoda; Insecta; Diptera; Culicidae. The transcript has 2 exons. Gene Ontology annotation, biological process: nucleobase-containing compound metabolic process.